AUGCUCAGUGCUGAGGCAGGACAGAUGAGGUCACAGACACUGAGAAGGAAGAAGAGGGAAUGGAUCCUUCCUCCUGCCAAGCUGCUGGAGAAUACUGACUACACCCACAAGGAAUUCAUUGCCAAGAUUCGCUCUGAUAAAGACAGAGAUGCAAAGGUGGAGUAUUAUCUCUCUGGUCCGGGAGCUGAUAAACCACCCUUCAACCUCUUUGUGGUGGACCAUGACACUGGUUUUGUACGCAUUACUGGUAUUCUGGACCGGGAGAAACACCCAUCCUACAAUCUAACAGGAAUGGCUAAAUUCAAGGAUGGAACUACAGCAGAGGAUGACAUCCCACUGGUGGUCACAGUCUUAGACCAGAAUGAUAAUGCUCCUUAUUUUGAGCUGCAUACUGGGAACAUCACAGAGUCAAGCAAAAAAGGAACCCUUGUGAUGCAGAUUGAGGGGAAAGACAAUGACCAACCUGGAACAGUUAAUUCCCAGAUCUCCUACAACAUCGUCAGUCAGGAGCCAGAAGGCACGGGCCACAUGUUCACUAUAGAUGAAAAGACGGGCAACCUAUAUGUCAAAGAGCCCACGCUGGACAGAGAGACUUGUGACUUCUACAAAUUGGUUGUAAAGGGAACUGAUAUGGGAGGGGCAGCAGGAGGGCUAAUGGGAUCAGGGACUGUGGAAAUCAAAGUCCUGGACAUCAAUGACAAUAUCCCCAUUCUGGAAGAAUCUGAGUACUCUGGGUCAGUGGAUGAAAAUGUUGCUGAUGUGGUUGUGAUGAGAAUCAAAGCUCUGGACAAAGACCUUGAUCACACUGACAACUGGCUGACUGUCUUCAAAAUCGCCAAAGGAAAUGAAGAUAAUCUCUUCUCCAUUGAGACAGACAAAGAAACCAAUGAGGGCAUCCUGAAGCUGAUUAAGCCUGUGGAUUUUGAAGAAGUCCAGAAUCUUGAGCUUGGCCUGCUGAUUGAGAAUGUAGCUCCUUUUGUGGAGGGUGAUGCUGUUCUGAUGGAUGUGGAUGUUCAGGUUGGAGAAGGUGGUCCUGUGGCUUCUGGAGCCAGUGCUGGUGCUGGUGUUGGAGCCGGUGUAGGUGCAGGGGUAGAAGCGGGGGUGGAUGCAGGUGUGAAACUAGAUGUAGAUGUGGGUCUAGAAGCUGACCUGGAAGCAGGCGUGGGUGUAGGAGUUAAUCCUGAGGCAGGGCUUGGUCCUGGACUUGGGGUUAAGCCUGGUGUUGGGCUUGGUGUUGGGCCUGGUGUUGGGCCUGGUGUUGGACUGGGCGGUGGACUUAAGCCAGGUGUCAAACCAGGACCAGGAACAAAGCCACAGGCACCGGCAAAAGGCUAUCCCAUUAAGAUAGCAGUGAAUAAUAUGCCAGAGGGUCCAGCCUUUGUACCUGACACCAAGACCAUUCCUGUAUCAGAAGAUCCAGAUGAAACACCUGAAGAUGGUGUGAUCACAGUGUUUGCUGCUGUCGAUCCGGACACAGGAAAACCAGCUGAAGAUGUCAGUUAUGCUAAAGCCUAUGAUCCGGACAACUGGUUUACCAUCGACGAAGAAACAGCUGAGAUUAAACUCAACAAGGUACCAGACAGAGAGUCACCAUUCUUGGUGAACGGUACCUACAUUGCAAAGAUUCUGGCCAUGCCCAAAGACAUGCCAUCAAAGACAGCCACAGGAACAAUAGCCAUUCAAGUCGCUGACUCCAAUGACCACUGUCCCACCCUCACCACCACCCACAGCACUCUGUGUUCCAACAAAAAAACAGUUCUUGUCACUGGCUGGGAUGAGGAUUUCAGUCCCAACGGUGCUCCAUUCGCAUUCAAAAUCAUACCUGAUGGAACACAAGGCAGCUGGGUUGUAGAAGUGAUCAAUGAUACGAGUGUUGCUCUUCACUCUCAGGAGACGCUGUGGCCUGGUUCAUAUGAAUUGGAGGUGGAGGUGGUGGAUGCUCAGGGUCUGUCCUGCCCGGCCAACAAGGUUUUUACUGUGCACGUUUGUACCUGUGUGGAAACAGAGGACUGCAGCUUAAAGGCAAGCAGACGAGGAACUGCUUCGUCUGAGCUUUCUGCCCCAGCCAUUGGCCUGCUGCUAAUGGCGAUGUGCUUAGUGCUGUUCAUUCCUCUUCUCCUGUUGUUCUGUCAGUGUGGAGGAGGAGACACUAUCUUUCCUGACCAAUUUAGUGAUCUGCCAUUUGACAUCAAAGAAUAUCUCAUUUCCUAUCACACUGAAGGCAAAGGCGAGGAUAAGGUGGUGCCACUCCAAAGUGUUCCUAUCAUGUUGGGUACCCAAAAGAACAUUGGGGCAGCACCAGCACUGGACAGAAUUCCUUCAAAAAUCACAGAAAUGCAGCAUACAACUACAUUUUUCAAUGAAUCUGUGCAGAAGUUUCAGGAAACCACCCAAAGUUUGACGGAGGUCGACAACGUCUACAGGUUUUCAAGGGAAUCGUUUGACCAUGGUAAUGGCGGUGCAGUGCAACUCAGCGGGCAAAGACUUGGCAUCCACAACACAACAGCUCUGUAUGAGGAGAUAGCCCUGCCUGAUGCUUUCCUCAGUGACUACUACUCACAGAAAGCGGUGUGCGCUGUGCCAGUGAAAGAUGGCCUGUUGGACUAUGGUUUUGAAGGCCAGGGCUCCUCUGCUGGCUCAGUGGGGUGCUGCAGCCUCCUGGAUUCUGACAAUGACCUGGACUUCCUAAAUGACCUUGGGCCAAAGUUCAAGACUCUGGCUGAGAUCUGUUCCCCUCCUACACCAAAACCCUCUCUGACACACAACAUAACAGGUGCAAUCCAAACUACUGUUGAUAUUGGUGAACCAAUUGUUAAGCCAAAAAUUGAAUACGCUGUUGAGACAAAGCAUGCCAAUAUAAAAAUAGAGAAAGUCAUGUCAUCUACUAACAUCUCCAAAUCAUCUGUCAGUACUGGAAGCACUGAGCCCCGAUCCUUGAUACUGCCUAACUCCAAGGUCACUAACACCAGUCAUUCCUCCAACAUCCACUCUUCUUCUCUGUCUCAUCCAGUUCAGACAGUUGUACUACAGCAACAGCCAGUUUACUAUACCACUGGCCCUUUAAUACAGCCCAUGCACUGUGUAGUUCAACCACAGUUACAGAACACAGUUCUUUUGGCAGAUGGGACACAGAGAACCAAUUUUCCAAGUCUGUAUGUAGUUAGUGGGUCACAGAACACUUCUGGACUCACAAUUAUUGGAACCCCAUGCUCUCCUUCUGGGCCAGUUGUCCAGGGCAUUGACAGCCCCAAAAGCCCUGCCUACCUCGCCAGUCCAGUCAGCUCCACCCAGUUGCUAUCUGGUAGCCCAGGUGUGUCCCAGGGCUCAGUUGUUGUGGAGGGUUUGAAAAUCAUAAGGCCAAAAUCUGAUGGUAAUUAUGUGUUAGUUAAAGAGAGAGGUAGUCCAGGUGAGGCAGAGGGGGUGGACCCAGACUCAUCUCAGGGCACUUUGCCCAGAGAUGCUGUUCUGGUAAAAGAGGCUGCUGCCCCUCAGGGGGUGUUAGGCCCAGCAGUCCAGGAGAGUGUGUAUGGCAUUCUGACAGAACACACUGCUACUAAAAAGGGGGUUGUUGUUACAGUGGACAGAACUUUGGGGCAAACAUGGGAUGGGCAGGGAGGGCAGAUGGAACUUGGGCUAGUUAAUGUUUUGGGAGUUGGUAUUGGGCAGCCAAGAAUGGGAAUGGGACAUGUGGUAGGACCAAAGCCAGAAGUCAGACUGGCUGGAAUGGGGUCAGCUGGCAUAGGUACAGUUGGUAUUAGGCAGGUUAGUGUAAACCAGUUCCGGGAAAUUCCUUCACUGGAGCAAACAAGGGAACAAGCAAACAGUGGUGUUCUAAAAGCAUGUAGGCUAGAUGGAAAUACUUCCACUACAGCUGAAACCACUAAAACACAUCACACCACAAAGGUAGAGGUUAUACUGAAAAAUCAGUUCGAGGUCAACAGUGAUCCAGCUCAGAAGUUGCCAGGUGAUACAGCUGAAGAGACACAAUCAGAAAAUGUGAUCACCUUUACUUCAGAACAGGACACAGCAGUAGAUGAUCAUUCUGGGAUAGUCCAAUGUGCAGUUGAAGACAAUGAACGUAUCCAAGAGUAUCCAACACAAACAGAUGUGCUACAGAAAUCAUUUCAGCAGUCUGAGAAACCAGUAGGUACAGUAGAUGAAAUCCCUGACAUGUAUACAAGCAAAUGUACAAAUCUGAUAAGUUUGAUGACAGAACAAAGUGACGCACAAGAGAAUGCAGAAGAAGUUAAGGCCCCACAGUCAGAACAGCAGGAAAAUCAGUUUCUCUCUGAAGGUUUUUGUAAGAAGGAUACACCUUUGAUCACUCAGAUAUCCUGCACAGAAACUUUUUUACUUGGAUCAGAUGUCAUUGAUUUAGUAACCGACAAAGAGAAGGAAGAGACACCAAAGUGUACAUAUGGAGAGGAAGCCACUUCUACUACAGACCACAUCAGCACUGUAGAUGACCAAAUACAUGACAUCAUCAAAGAAAGUGUGGGCAAGCAGGAAGCUGUAUCUUUGAAAGAAGAAGAAGAAAGAAAACCUGUUCAGCCCAGCAUAGAGGAAGGUCCAGGCGACAGAAGUUCUGAAGCAUGGUCAGAACCCCAGACAGAUGAAUUCACAGAGGAUCAUAAUGAACGGAGGCAGGAUAAAGACACCAGUCAAGCAGAUAAAGUUGUUUCAGACUUCGAAAUGAAUCAGGUUAAUACCAUUUGUGAUUGUAUGCAGGCAGAAGAUAUUGUUGAAAAAAUGUCAUUCCCAACUGUGAGCGCUAUUUUAACUCACCAUGAGGAAGAGGAUGUGGGCAAUCUGAAUUUGAUAUUGGAAGAAAAAACCACUCAGGUGCAAGUAGAAGACUCUCAUGUGACAACCAUUUCAACAGUCAAGCACACAGCAGGAAACAGUAGCCACAAGGGAGAUGAUGAUAAUGAACAAGAUAUAACAUCAGCAUCAAGAGUCAAUGCGAAUGCUGAAAGCAUAAGUGAUGGAGAGACAGAGGAGAGUAUUGUGGAGAAAGGAGUGUCACAGCAGAGUUUCAGCACAUCUGAUGACCAAGAUGAAGACACUGAAUUACAAGAUGCACUAAGUACAAGUUCUCAAAUGGAAGAUAAGUUCAUCUCAGAUGACAACAUUACUGAUGAAGAGAAAGAUGAGGAUGUUGUGGAGGAAAUGGUGUCACCAGUACAGCAAAAUAGAAGCUACUCAGAUGGCUACGAUGAAGAGAGUACAAGAGAACAUGCAUCACAUAUACGUUCUGAAGUGGAUGAUGCGUUAAUCUCAGAUGAUGGCAGAAAUGUUUCAGAGAAAGAGGAAGAGAUUGUAGAGGAAGUGGCAUCACCUGUACAGAGAAAUGUUUCUAUCACAGAUGACCAAGAUGAGGAGAGUGUGAGAAAAGAUGCAUCUGGCAGAAAUUCUCCUUUGGAUCAUCAGCUCAUUGCAGAUGAAAAUAUAAAUACUAGACAAGAAGAGGAGUAUAUUGUGGAGGAAGUGACAUUGUCCAUACAGCCACCCCUUAGCAUCUCUAAAGACCGAGGUGAAGAGACUGAAAGAAAAGAAAGUGUGAUUUCCCAAGUGGAGGAUCAGUCCAUCUCAGAAAACAACACAAGUGAUGGAGCAAAAGAGGAGGAUACCUUGGAUGAAGAACUGUCACCUGUACAGCAAAUGAGUAGAAUCUCCAAUGAAGUUGAGGGCGGUGAAAAAGAUUAUGUACACCACACAGUUUCUGAAAUAGAAAAUAAGCUCAUCUCAGAUGACAGUGUAACUGAUAGAGAGAAAGAGGAGGAAGAGGCGCCAUCCAUACAGCAAAGAACUAGCAUAUCAGAUGGCCAAGAUGAAGAGAGCCAAACAGAAGAUGCAUCAGGAACAAGUUCUCAGUUGGAAGAUCAGCUCAUGACCAGCUUAGAUAACAUGAAUUAUGUAGAAAAAGAGGAGCAAAUUAUGAGCAUCCCAGAUGAACAAGAUGAAAAGAGUGCCAAAGAAACAUUAUGCAUAUGUUCUCACAUAGAGGAAGAAGGCUUUAAAUCUCACCAGUUCUUAGAAGAGGAUUCUCAGUCUUUAGAGACUCAAUGUUCAUCUGAGGAAGAUCCUCAUUUAACAAUUCAACAUGCAGAGAUCCACCAGGUGGUGACAUUGUCAGAGGUGACAGAAGCUCAUGAAAUGCCUUGUGAAGUUACUAAACAUCAAAUAAGGAAAUUACAAGAUUCCUCUCAGAUGGCACACAUAACUCUGGAUAUUCCUGAGAGGCAAAAUAUAAUAGGUCAAGAGUUAGUGAGUGGUGCUAGCAUGGAGGGUUUUGAUGAAGCACUCACAUCAUCAUCCAGGGUGGCCACAGAACAGGUUUCAGUGCCCGCUGAAGUGAGAGACACCAGUCCUAGCAUAGUGGCAUCUGAACAAGAAGCUCAGGGUGAAAUGAUUCCUUCUGAUCACUACACUACAGACAUAAUUAAAACUGAACAUGGUAAACCUGAAGACCUUACUUUGGAAACAAGAAAAGCAGAGGUCAGUUUUGACCUGAGGAUGAAAGAGGGUUUAGAUGAUAGUGCAACAAAUGUAUUUGGUCAGGUAUCACUAACAUCUUAUUCAGACAUUAAAGUGGCAGACAAGACCACAUUUUCAGUGCUGGGAACAGAAGCAGGCUCAUCAGAGACAGGAACUGCAAGUUUUAUUGUAAUGAGUGAGGUAGCCAAGGAGGCUGGGAACCUUGUCCAAGAUGAGAGUAUGCAAAUUACUGGAGAAGCAGCAGGAGUAAACCCAAAUGCCGUGGGUCAAGCUGGCUCAAUGGAAGUUGUGUCAUAA
Toxotes jaculatrix (banded archerfish) is the source of this 6795-nucleotide messenger RNA. RefSeq lists its product as uncharacterized. NCBI's taxonomy places the organism in Eukaryota, Metazoa, Chordata, Actinopteri, Toxotidae. The transcript has 13 exons. Gene Ontology annotation, cellular component: desmosome; plasma membrane. Gene Ontology annotation, biological process: homophilic cell-cell adhesion. Gene Ontology annotation, molecular function: calcium ion binding. The record is from RefSeq and is a predicted model, not a curated record. Bases 1 to 6795 code for a protein of 2264 amino acids.